This is a messenger RNA of Heterobilharzia americana, 4731 nucleotides long. The record is from the annotation of a GenBank genome assembly. NCBI's taxonomy places the organism in Eukaryota, Metazoa, Platyhelminthes, Trematoda, Strigeidida, Schistosomatidae.
AUGGGAACAUAUCGGACUAAUUUGAAUAUUACGCAUACAGAAUCAGUUUCAUCUCAGUCAUCAACUCUGUUUUCGCCACCUCUGUCAUCAUCAUCAUCAUCAUCAUCAUCAACAACAUCUUCCACGUAUCGAUUGAUUGAACGAUAUAAUAAUAAUGAGGAAAUUAAUUUACUUCAACACACCGAUUUGAAUCUAUUCAACAUUCAAGCAACAUCAAUGGGAACAACAACACCAGCAGUGACUACAAAUCUUAUUACAAAUGUAACAAAAACAAAUCUUUACUCAUCAAAUAUGAACAAUACUAACACUAGUGAAGAAUGUCCUUGUGAAGCAAAUCCUUUAUCCCUCCUAGAAAGUGCAUGCUCUCUAGCAUAUAACUAUUCGCCAUUAUGUGCGUUAACAAACUCUUUAAACAAUUUUAAGUCGGACAGUACUAUUACUACUACUAAUAGCAGUGAUCAUAAUACUUAUAAUCAAUAUCAAAGUAAAAAUCUACAAAUAGUGAAUAAAAAUAAUAAACGCGGAACAGGAACACGCAAUCGUCUUAGACAUUCAACAAGAGAUCAAGUGUUAGUUACAAAUUCCAAUAACAAACUGAUCAAUCCAACUUGUAUUAAUGAUCAAAUAUGGUCCAAUCAUCCGAAUAAUCCUUACGACAGUUUAACUCAACAACAUCGAUCGUUAUUAUUACCUUUAACAAGAAGUAGUUCAGAAGUAAAUACAUCCUUAGCUCAAAGUAUUUUCAAUGAAGAUUUUCUAAUAUGUAACACACUGAAUCAUGGUGGUGAUAUGAAUUUGAAUCGUGAUACUAACAAGGAUAAUGAUAGUGCUACUAACUCUGAUAGUGUCAGUCAAAUCCCCUUUGGUUACCUGAAGACCCAACUUGUCAGAAAGCAUUUAGUUCGAAAUCUAUCUAUGAUAACCAUAAAUUCUAGUUUACAAGAGAAAAGAACUGUACCAUUUUAUGCUGAAUUACGUAAUACUGAAAAUGAUGUUGAUAUUCAAAGGUCUGAUCCGAAAUUAUCCAUGGACUGGAGAGAUAAUGUUUCUGUAAAACACCAGGUAGAGGAACAUGCCAAUACCGACAACAAUACUGGAUACUUUAAUCAAGAAAAUCAAAGUUAUUUAGGUAUUCAUAAAAAUAUUUUAUCUUCUGGAGUUUGUAAUCAAGAUUUAUUAUCAUUUCAGUCUGUAGUAAGUAAUCGACAGGAUAACUUACCUCAUCCAAGUCACUUAUUUCCUUGCGAUGCGGCUGAUGAAGUUGGCCAGAAAAGAUCAGAACAGUCUGUAAUAAAUCCACAAGAGAUCAAUGAAAUCAAUAAUUUUAUAGAUACGGAUCACCAUAAUCGUUGUCACCAAAUUAAUUAUUACGAGAGAAUAAAGUCCCACUAUGUACAUGAGUCGAAUAUGGGCAAAGAUGUAGAACAGUGGAGAAAUGCUUCAUACUGUCCAGUGAAGUCACCGUAUCUAAGCAAUCAAGACUCAAUGCAAAAUUCAACAGAAGUUAAUAGAAUUCAGACAUUUGUACAACCUCCCUCUCAUAACAUAUCAAAUUAUUCAAAUUUCAAUGAUAACUUAUUUGUUUUAACUAAUACAUCUAUGAAUAAAAUGGCAUUUAUGAACAGAUUACCUAAUUCUAAUGCAAAAACAGAUCAGAUAAGAGUGACAGCAGAUGAGCUUUAUAUAGAUCAUAACUCCUUUUCAUCAAUUUCAACAGUUGUGACAACAAUAUCUUCCCCAGUAAACUCAUCAUCACUAAUCACAUCAAUAAAUCAACAUGAACAUUUAAGUGGGAUGACUUUCUCUGAUAAUCCUAAUUGUUUAUCUCCAGUACCAUCAAAUGAGUGGGGAGAUCAUAAGAUAUCUAUACACCCAAACACUAAUCAUAUGAUAUCGUUGUCACCAUCACUAACAGGAAAUACAACAACAGUUGAGAACUCCGCGACUUCAAUGAAGACAGCAUUAUAUUCAUGGAAACUAGAUGGUCAUGUAAAUCCACAGUUUCUCGACAAUUCAUCUACAAGACUAGGUGAUCAAAACUGUCGUAUAAGCAGAACAGAAUAUUUUGAUUCAUCUCUAACGGAUACUGCUUACUUAUCACCACAUACGAACCUGAUUCAACAGUCAAUGUAUAACCAGUCAGGUGAACACGAUCAGGAAUCAGAUAAUUAUAACCAACAAGUUAACCUAUUAAAUUUAACCAAUUUGAAUAAUCUGCCUGAUUCAAACGCUGAAUCAGCUUUUCAUAAAUACGAAUGGAAAUCUUCAAAUAUGAUGAUUAUGAAUCAUGUGAAUGAACUGAUGAGUGUAUAUAAUAGUAAUAUUGCCAACAAUACCACUACGACAAACUCUAUCGGUGGUACCACUGAUACGAUGGUUAGUGGUACUCAGAUGAAUAAUUGUAACACUGAGAUAAAUAAUAACACACCAGUUAUAACUGUAAAUGAUAAUGAAAGGUUAAAUCAAGAUUCACACCACGGUGAACAUCAGUUUAAUAAACUAUUGCACAUCAAUCCAAAUUUCAUGGAACCACCAUCCUACUUAUUCACUUCUCUAGUUUGUAGUCGAAAUUCAGAAGAUUUUAAAGAUAGCAUUUCCCAUAAUAAUUCGAUACCAGUUUCAACACCUGGAUUACAUGAUCAUACAUCAUUUGAGUCUUCACAUUCAUUGUCUACACUACCGACAGCAUCAUCAAGUAUAUUCAGUGGAAUGUUACAGCAUAUAGUACUACCACCGACAUCAAUUCAGUUGAUUACAUCCUCUGCUUGUACUUCAACAGCUGAGACAAGUGGUUUAAUUCAUGAGUGUAAAUUAUUUAAUUCUACUGGAAAACACCACUCAGAGACGUCAGAUGAAUUAAUGAAUAUAACAGGAUCAUGUUCACCAUCAUCAUCCACAUGCAUUCUAUCACAACUACCUGGAUUCAAUGAAGGAGUGACCAUGAGUGGAAUGGAUUACCUUCAAGGUGUUAGAAGUAAUGAAAGUUUAAAUACAACUGUUCUGGUAAAUAACACUGGUAAUAAUAACAAUAACAACAAUAAUAAUAGUACUAAUAAUGCAAUAAUUCCUGGAACUGGUGAGUAUCCCUCAGCGGAUGACUUAGAAAUAUUUGCUAAAAUGUUUAAACAGCGUAGAAUUAAAUUAGGUUAUACACAAGCUGAUGUCGGUCUAGCUUUGGGCACACUGUACGGGAAUGUAUUUAGUCAAACAACUAUAUGUCGGUUUGAAGCGUUACAAUUAUCUUUUAAAAAUAUGUGUAAAUUGAAACCUUUAUUACAAAAAUGGUUGCAUGAAGCAGACUGUUCAACUGGUACAACAAAUAAUCUUGAUAAGAUUACAACACAAGGACGUAAACGUAAAAAGCGUACUAGCAUAGAAAUUGGUGUUAAAGGUAUACUUGAGAAUCACUUCAUUAAACAACCAAAACCAUUGGCACAAGAUAUUAUUCAAUUAGCUGAUGUUUUGGGUUUGGAGAAAGAGGUUGUACGUGUAUGGUUUUGUAAUCGACGGCAAAAACAGAAACGACUGAACCCUUUACUACUUGGUUCGGGAUUGAAUUCCAACGAAGAUAGUACUUGUGGAAGUAUGAAUAAUGACGACAGUUAUGAUGAUGAUGAUGAUGAUGAGGCAGAUGGAGAAGAGGAGGAAGAUGAAGUAGAUAACGACUUGGUUGAAGAGGAAAGUCAUGGAACUGGUGUUUGUCAUAACGGUGAUCACCUUAAUGGUGUCAUUAAAGAGAAACAAACUGGUAAUCAUUUACAGGACAAGCAUCAAUUAUCAAGUGAUUCAAAAAGUGAUGCUGAUUAUAGAAAGUCUGAAAAUAUUCUAGAAAGUGAACAGAAUUUUUUUGAAAAUGAAAACCAAUUAGAUGUAUGCAACAACCAAUCAUUGAAGCGUAAUUCAAUAAAACGUUCAAGACGUCGUCUUAAUCAAUCGCUGACUCCGAUUAAUUUCAAUUGUAAUUUUAUCAAUGAUCAGUCAUCAGUCAAUUCAGUUCAUAAUUUACACGGGAUAUCGUCUUGUUCUUCAUCUUCAUUACCCACAUCUUCUGCGCUACUUCCAUCACUACAUUCCACUUUUGUGCAAAAUUUAUUUAAUCCAGAUAAUCUCCUACAGAAAUAUCCACAUAUAUUUCCAGAUAAUCACAGUGUAAUUCGAAAUAGUAACAAUAGUAAUACAGCUAAUGGAUUCUUGGGUUUACAAUUGAAAUCAUUUUAUACACCGAAUAAUCCAGUAUGUGAUCCUAGUGGAUUAAUCAACGACGGGCAUUCAGGGGACAGCUCAAUUGUGGACUACGUACCUACGGAACAAACGACAAAUAAUUCGUUCAUGCUGUCUAAUCUAAAUUUUAAUCAACAACACUCAAAUGUUAUGUCAUCUAGUGCAAUACAUGAUGGUUAUGCUCACGAUCUAAUGAAUUAUAAUUCACGAUUAGAAUUACCUUGUUUAUCGACUGGUUCCACAGGUCAAAUAGCUUCAAAUGAAACACCUACAUACCAUGAAAAUAUUGAUCAAAGUGGUGUACUGAAUGAUACAUCGUCUAUCACUACUAAUUGUGUUGAUGAUCUAACGAACUAUACUCCUGGCAUUGGAAUGAGUAUAGAAGGUUAUAACUCUGACCACUCGGCAUUGAUUUCAAAUAUUUUUAUGCACACCAAGAAUACUACUUGUAUAAGCAAUCCCUGUAGUGUUACUGACAGUCUAUUUAUCUAUCCUUCAUCACAUCAGUAA